CUGUUCUUCAUCUUCUUCCUGUAAACAACAACUGCAAUGGACGAGGAAUUUCUGAAGCAGAACAUCGAUUGCGUCUACUUUCUUGCCUCACCCUAUACAUGCAAGAAGGGGGUGGAUUGCGAGUAUCGACAUAGUGAGAUCGCAAGACUGAACCCUAGAGAUUGUUGGUAUUGGUUGGCAGGGAAUUGUCUCAACCCAGAUUGUGCAUUUCGACAUCCUCCAUUAGAUGUCCAUGCAGAGGGAUCAUCUGAAUCACAUCCUUCAUCAUAUUCAAACAAGGUGAACAUUCCUUGUUAUUUCUUCUUCAAUGGAACCUGUAGCAAAGGUGACCAGUGUUAUUUUCUCCAUGGACCUGAUGAUGGUAGAUCAGUUUGGAAAUUGUCGCAGACAGCAUCUGCAGUCACUGAUGCCAUCACUUUGCAAAACAAAGUGUUUCAUUUGACUGAUUCUGGAUCUUCCCUGACUGAUACACGUGUUAAUUAUCCAUUUGAAUCUCGUGUUAUUCCUAAAGAGGAGGAUGUCCACUUGUCUGUUCAUGAGAAAAAUGAAGAAGCAGCUACAAAGAGGUCUCAAAAUGAAGGAUAUUAUGCUUGUGAUAAUCAGAUUCAAGGGGAUAUAGAACCAGAAGACUGGUUGGACUCAUCUUCGGGUUUUGAUGUUCUUCUGGAGAAUGCAUCUGAGAACACUGAUCAGUAUGAAGAUGUUCUUGAAAGGGAUGGAAGGGAACUUAGUAGUCAAUAUUUAGGGUAUGAUUAUGAGAAUCAUGUUGAGUAUGAUCCCGAGUAUCCUGAUCUAGGAAACUUUCAUGAAUACAAAAUAAGAGAUUCGUCUGACCAAUUGGAGGAUGGAUAUGAUAUUGAAUAUGCCUAUAUCCGAGAGAAUCCAGGAAGAAGAACAAUGGCGAAUACUGUAUUUCCCUGUAAGAGGAAACUCUUAUGUCUAGAGUAUGCAAUCGAUGACAGAAGAGCCGUGGAUCUUAGAGAACUUAUUGAAAGGCGAAGGGAAAUAAAUGGCCGUUCUAUUACAUGUUUUCCAAGGGGGGGAAAAUCUACUUAUUUCAGUCACAGAAACUAUUAUAAAAUGAAAAGGCAAUCUAUCCAACAGUCUCGACUAUCUGAAGUUUCAAGGAAGCCAGUUCUAAAGAAGAGAAGAAUUGUAGAAAAAUCAAAUAGGUUCAGCAGGCCAAAGAUGCAUGAACAGAUCAAAAAAGGGAAGAGAAAAUACAGAGGGAAAGGUGGUGCUUUCAGGGGGGCGGUUAACGAUUCAAACAGAAUUGCAUCAGAAGAAUUUGAGGGACCUAAACGGCUAUGCGAGAUUCUCAAUGACAAAAAGAGGCUUAUGUCAGUUGUUGAAUCCAAUACAUAAGACAAAACAAAACAAGAGGUGUUCUAACUUCUAAGUAUUCUAUUUCUUUUGCAUAUUUCUUGAUUGGGUCCUCUUACGAAUGUAAAAACUAUAAACAGCUUGUUUAUUUUUGUACAAAGCUGAUUCAUCAUCAUCAAUAGAUUAUUGCUUCCUGGUUGUAUAUCUUAUAUAAAAUCUAGUUGGUUUUGGUUGCCAA
Molecule: messenger RNA, 1561 nt
Organism: Impatiens glandulifera
Lineage: Eukaryota; Viridiplantae; Streptophyta; Magnoliopsida; Ericales; Balsaminaceae
Product: zinc finger CCCH domain-containing protein 32-like
Exons: 3
Coding region: 37-1365 (442 amino acids)
Molecular function (GO): metal ion binding
Source: RefSeq, a predicted model, not a curated record